This is a messenger RNA of Acanthosepion pharaonis, 594 nucleotides long. The record is from the annotation of a GenBank genome assembly. Lineage: Eukaryota; Metazoa; Mollusca; Cephalopoda; Sepiida; Sepiidae.
AUGAUAAUACUACUAUUGUUACUAUUACUGAUAGUAGCGAGUUUUGUUGUUACGGCUUCAAGUAAUUCUCCUCCCUAUUUUCACUCACUCGCACAAUAUAGCCUUCCUUCCUCUCCUUACAAGCUUUCAUUUUUCCCUCUCUCUGAUGUGCUUCCUGUUCCUCCCCUUUUCUUUCACCCUCUCUUUUCUGUUUCUUCUCCCGAAUUCAGUUAUAUAGCAACCCAGACUUUCACUAUUAUUUCUUCUAUGUCACUCUCUACUUCGCAACCCACUCCCUUAUUAAUAUUAACCUUUCCCUUUUUUUAUUUUUCGUCACCAUUCUUUCUACUUUUUUUUCUUUGCUGUCAGCUUUUCUUUCAUUUUUUUUAUCUACUCUAUCACCCAAGUUACCCACCAAGUGGAAUCAUAUGGUUCUCCCGGGACAAAGACAAGCUCAGCUUGACUCAUUUACCUAAGCACAAUUAUGAUGGUCUGCGCUAUCAUGUUUGGUUACCUCGCAACUGCACCAGUUUGAUGGCUUUUUCAUCGGCAUAUCACCAUUUUAAAUUCAACAUAGCAUCUUCAUUUGGUUUCCUGCCAAAUUUCUGGAUUUAA